Messenger RNA from Malania oleifera, 4154 nucleotides. Its product is annotated as E3 ubiquitin-protein ligase RZFP34-like. The transcript is spliced from 13 exons. Gene Ontology annotation, molecular function: ubiquitin protein ligase activity; zinc ion binding. The record is from RefSeq and is a predicted model, not a curated record. The coding region runs from base 345 to 1232 and encodes 295 amino acids. Lineage: Eukaryota; Viridiplantae; Streptophyta; Magnoliopsida; Santalales; Ximeniaceae. Gene Ontology annotation, biological process: protein ubiquitination; ubiquitin-dependent protein catabolic process. Gene Ontology annotation, cellular component: nucleus.
UUUGAGAGUGGUCGGCAAGGGGUGGCGUGCUGCGACCGAAGCUUUUAAGGUUUGUCCGUUAACCCAAGGGAACACAAAUAAAACAAAAGGAGAUAGAGGCGUCCAAGGCAGAAAUCGCGGUGGGUUGGCCAGGUGGGCAUGUGGUGGGGGUGCGUCGCGUCUCCCUCUUCAGCUACUCUCAUUCCCCCCACUUUGUAAUUGUAAAUGCUUCCUGCUAUAUAACCUGAACCUGAAUGCUCUUACUCCUCUCUCUCUCUCUCUCUCUCCCCCUCAGCUCUCUUGGAAUUUUCCCUUCUUCACUCUUUUAUUUCGAUUAAAGGGGGAAAGUUUGUGUGGAACGAGUAAUGGAAAGCGGAUUGGAGCCCUGGACUUCCUCUUUUGGGUCAGGCUGCGGUAAUUCCUCUCGGGAAGAUGGGUCUUUGGUGGAGCUUGGAUCUGGGAAUUUUGGGUGCUCACACUACAGGAGGAGAUGCAAGAUCAGGGCACCUUGUUGCGAUGAGGUAUUCGACUGCAGGCAUUGCCACAACGAAUCAAAGAAUUCAAUAGAAGUUGACCCCGUUGAUCGGCACGACAUUCCUCGCCAUGAAUUGGAGAAGGUCAUAUGUUCCUUGUGUGGCACUGAACAAGAUGUUCAACAAGACUGCAUUUGUUGUGGGGUUUGCAUGGGAAAGUACUUUUGCUCGAAAUGCAAGUUCUUUGAUGAUGAUAUUUCAAAGAAUCAAUAUCAUUGUGACGAAUGUGGAAUUUGCAGGACUGGGGGGGCAGAGAACUUUUUUCAUUGUAAUAAAUGCGGCUGCUGCUAUCCAAGUUUGUUGAAGGAUUCACACAACUGUGUCGAAAGAGCAAUGCACCACAACUGCCCUAUUUGCUUUGAGUUUAUUUUUGAUACAACGAAAGACAUUACUGUCUUGCCUUGUGGGCACACCAUACAUCUUGAAUGUGUGAAAGAGAUGGAGCAGCAUUUUCAGUAUUCGUGUCCUGUUUGCUCAAAAUCAUAUUGUGAUAUGUCCCAUGUGUGGGAAAAACUUGAUCAUGAGGUCUCUUCAACGCCAAUGCCUCGAAUGUAUAAAACAAAAAUGGUUUGGAUCCUCUGUAAUGACUGCGGGAAAACCUCUGAGGUAACCUUUCAUGUUAUCGCUCACAAGUGCUUGAAAUGCAAGUCCUAUAAUACAAGGCAGAUAAGAGGCGACCCUACUCUUUGCUCGUCGAGAAUUGAAGAGAUGGUGAGAUGAUUGUUGAGGUUUUACCUCAGAGAUAGCAGAAGGUGAAAACAUCCAUUCCAUAUCGCUGAUUGUACUAGUUUUUUGUGUUUCCUCUUUUGAAAUAUAUUAUGCUAUAUUUGGAAUCAUGGAGUCCACGGCUUGGACCUUUCAGUGCACAUUACACUAUAUUUGGAAUUAAUGGAAUUCCCCACUAUAUUGGGGAUUUGCAAGCAAGUGGUAAAACCAUUAGACUUGGAAAUUUUAACCACACAAAUCUCUUUAUAUAAAUUUAUAUAUUAGUUUUCAAGACCUUAGCAUAGCCUAUAUCCUGUAUUAGGAUUCAACAUUUACACCUAAUAUCAGCUAUGGUGGGCUUGUUGAAUGUUGGCCGACUGGCUAUUUAGGUGUUGUAGUGUUGCUUUUCACUUAGCUGCAGCCAGCGGUAGUCUUCUUUUUCAUCAUCAUCUUUUUAUCAUGAUCAUGAUCAUGAUCAUCAUUUCUCUUUUACAUCAUCACCGCAAUCAAGAUCAUCAUCUUCUGCUGAAGUGAAAAAACAAAGCCCAUUAUCCAUUUAACCUAGGAAUUUUCAGAGAAACAAAUCCAUAUGUUUUCAGUUUCUUGCGCUGUAAGAAUCCACCAGCUCAGUUUGUUUGGUAGUUGAUUUUGAGGGGUCUUUUGUAUGGUUCAAUUGUGUAUUCUCUGAAGCUGAAAUAUUUGUUUCUUAUUGCUUCAAUUCAACCGAUUGCACAACGCUUAUCUCCAAUCCUGGUCUCUCCAGUGCAGUAUGUGUGCCAUUUGUGCGUUGGGGUUGUUUGUAUGUUAUUGGAGAUGGCAGUGACGCUUUCCUCCAACUUAUUUCUUUUUCUUUUUAAUUAUUAUUAUUAUUUUUAUUAUUUUUUUCAUGAAAAUAACCCAGUGCCAGAAACUUGUUUGCCCAUCAUAAAAAAAAUUUCAACAAAAAAUAGAAAAUAGAGGGAAUUUUUAAAAAGUACAAUUGGAAAAGUAUCGAGAACAAAACUAGGAAACAUUUAAAAAAAAAAAAAAAAUUAAGAGAGCUUUUAUGAAAUACUAGAAAACAAAACAGUAAUGGAUUUCAUUCUUGAGGAAAAGGCAAAAAAUGAUAAGAUAUCUAAAGAGAGUAUAAAAUAAUUCAGCUAUAAAAAGGAGAAACUAUGCAUUUAGAGUAUCCCAAAAAUUAAAAAUAACAGUAAUAAUUAUUUGAAAAUUAAAACUUAAUAAAAUUCCUAAUUCUUGAAAAAAUUAUAGCUAGUAUUUAUUUGGUUGUCCCAAAAAUGUUUGGACACCUCAAUAUUUUAGGAAGGAUACUCAAAACCAUGGUUUUGAAACCCGGACUAGAUCAAAAUUGGUCAAUGCACCGAUUUAGGUAGGCCAGAGAAUUAGUUUUUUUGUGAAUCGGCAUUGACCUAGUUUGACUAAGGUGACUCAGCGUGAACAGCUAGACUUGACGAGUCAGAUGCUUGUAUUAUGCUUAUGCUAAAAAAAAUUUAGUGUUUAUUUUUGCUUCUUCAUGUUUUUGUGACUUGCUCCAAUCUUCUCACCAAGGAUCGAUUCUCUGUUUUGAGGGCAACUGUUUUAUUAUUAUUUUUUUUUGGAGUGCAUAGUUCUCCUUUCUUAUUUUUGUGACUUUAAAAGUCUUUGGUUGCCUAUAUUUUGUCUUUUGUCGCACUGUUGAGCAUACUAAAUUGUCGCCAUGUUUUGCCAUAUGUGUCUUCCUUGGUUAUGGAGAGGGACAAAAGGGUUAUGGGUGUUUUGAUCCUGUUGCUCAGAAACUAUGUCACUCAUCAUGUUGCCUUCCUCAAACACAUUUCUUUCCUUACCGUUCCUACUAGCUCUCCUCAUAUGGCGCCGCCAAACCUUAUUUGUAUUGACCCUUUCUCUAAUGAUGAAAUGGUGGUGAUGGUGGUGGUAAUGACGAUGCACAUGGUGGUGAUGAUGAUGCCUCUCUUGUGGUCCCCCAAGAAUCUCCCGUGGUUGUGGAUUCUCAUCAGUCUCGCUAUCCCAAGCGUGCUCGUAAGUCCACUUAGUUACUAGAUUUUGCUUAUUCUUGUUAUUUUGGUUCUUACACUUCCUUCUUAGCAGCUAUUCACCCACUUUGUGAGCCUACCUCAUACAAGGAGGCUGCUUGUGAUCCUCUUUGGUAACAGGCUAUGGUUGAGGAAAUUUCUGCACUGCAUAAAACUCAUAAUUGGGACUUGGUGUCACUCCCUCCUAGUAAAAAAUCUAUUGGUUCUUGUUGGUUUCACAAAAUCAAAACAAAGUUAGAUGGUUCUAUUGAGCGAUACAAAGCUCGUUUGGUUACUGAGGGUUUUACUCGAGAGUGUGGUAUGGAUUAUGAGGAGACUUUUGUCCCGGUUGCCAAAAUGAUAACUGUUUGUGCUCUUAUUACUGUAGCUUCUGUUUGUCGGUGGGGCUAUUUCUUAAUUGGAUGUUAAAAAUUCCUUCUUAAAGGGGGAUCUGAAAGAGGAAGUUUACAUGGUACUUUUGUGUUGGGGAUGUGACUCAUAUUCAGAGCGGAUCACAUGUAUCAGAGAAAGUUACGUGAAGCGAGGGAUAAUUGCAUGAGAAGAGGUUUCAGACAGUACGUAAGAGGACCUUUGCUUAGCACAAAACUGCCAACAGUUUGGUUAAACCGUCAAAACCGCCAACAGUUUGGUUAAACCGUCGACGGUUUCCAUCGGCGCAAAUUGUGUGAUUUGAAUUCAAGGGGCUUAUAGAUUAGGCAAAUCUUGAGGAUUUUCCUUCGGUGGAUCAUUAUAGAUGUAGUUUAGGUUUACUAAAACUCUUCUAUUGGCAUUGGGUUCAUUCUUAAAUAAUAUUGCAUGUAACCCAAAAGUGUAAAAUUUGACAUUGUUCAUAGUGAAAAACGAAGUGUUGCUCUAGUGGACAUAGGCUAUUGCUGAACCAUAUAUAUCUUGUGCGUUCUAGUUGUGU